Populus nigra (black poplar) is the source of this 2010-nucleotide messenger RNA. RefSeq names its product laccase-11-like. Gene Ontology annotation, molecular function: hydroquinone:oxygen oxidoreductase activity; copper ion binding. NCBI's taxonomy places the organism in Eukaryota, Viridiplantae, Streptophyta, Magnoliopsida, Malpighiales, Salicaceae. Bases 108 to 1796 code for a protein of 562 amino acids. Gene Ontology annotation, cellular component: apoplast. The record is from RefSeq and is a predicted model, not a curated record. Gene Ontology annotation, biological process: lignin catabolic process. The transcript is spliced from 6 exons.
CAGACCGAAUCCAUUUCCUUGCCUUCAUGAGUCGAUAUAAACUCUUCAUAUUGUCACUUCUAUGUGUGCCUCAUCCUUGAAAGAAUACAAGAAAAAUCCUGGAAAAAAUGGCUAGCAGUCGAGGUUUCCUGUCAUGGUUAAUCUUUCUUUUCAUUGGAAUUCUAGGAUUCAUUCCUUUUCCAGCAGAAGCUGCUAUAAAGAAAUAUCAGUUUGAUAUUCAAGUGAAGAAUGUGAGCAGAUUGUGCCAUGCAAAACCUAUUGUAACUGUAAAUGGGAGGUUUCCAGGGCCAACUAUUUAUGUUAGAGAAGGAGAUAGAGUUAUGGUCAAUGUUACUAAUUACGCACAAUAUAACAUGUCUAUUCACUGGCAUGGACUGAAGCAAUAUCGCAAUGGCUGGGCAGAUGGACCAGCUUAUAUAACACAAUGUCCAAUCCAAACUAGAAGCAGCUACACUUAUGACUUCAAUGUAACAGGACAAAGAGGAACCUUAUGGUGGCAUGCACAUAUUCUUUGGUUAAGGGCUACAGUUUAUGGUGCAAUUGUCAUUAUGCCUAAACAAGGAACUCCAUAUCCUUUCCCACAACCAAAUAUGGAAGUCCCUAUUCUCUUAGGGGAAUGGUGGAACACUGAUGUGGAAGAGGUUGAAAAGCAAGGGGCUGAAAUGGGUUUGCCACCAAAUAUGUCAGAUGCACACACAAUUAACGGGAAGCCAGGACCUCUCUUUCCGUGUUCUGAGAAACAUACUUUUGCAAUGGAGAUUGAAUCAGGGAAGACAUACCUCCUGAGAAUCAUCAAUGCUGCCCUCAACGACGAGCUUUUCUUUGGCAUAGCUGGUCACAACAUGACAGUAGUGGAGGUUGAUGCAGUUUAUACGAAGCCAUUCACCACUCAAACUAUACUAAUCGCACCUGGCCAGACCACAAAUGUUCUGGUCCUAGCCAACCAAGUUCCAGGCAGAUAUUUCAUGGCUACUAGGGCUUUCUUGGAUGUUCCACUCCCUGUAGACAAUAAAACAGCCACGGCAAUUAUGCAAUACCAAGGAAUCCCGAACACUGUCCUCCCGUCCUUCCCUCAAUUGCCUGCAUCUAAUGAUACAGAAUUCGCGUUAGGCUACAACCGAAAGCUUAGAAGCUUGAACACUCCACAGUUUCCAGCAAAUGUACCCCUUAAAGUUGACAGAAAUCUCUUCUACACGGUUGGUUUCGGAAAAGAUUCAUGCCCCACAUGCGUAAACGGAACACGACUCCUAGCUUCCUUGAACAAUAUCUCUUUUGUUAUGCCUCAAAUUGGACUUCUUCAAGCUCAUUACUUCAACAUUAGUGGAGUAUUUAAGACCAAUUUUCCCGACAAGCCUCCCACCCCUUUCAACUACACUGGCGCACCACUUACAGCAAGUCUUGGAACAGUCCAUGGGACAAGGCUUAGCAAGAUUGCAUUUAAUUCUACUGUGGAACUUGUUCUUCAAGACACCAACUUGCUAACAGUUGAGUCGCAUCCAUUCCAUCUUCACGGCUAUAACUUCUUUGUUGUUGGCACAGGAAUCGGAAACUUCGAUCCUGCUAAAGAUCCAGCUAAAUAUAAUCUGGUUGAUCCCGUGGAGAGAAAUACAGUUGGCGUCCCUACUGGGGGCUGGACUGCUAUUCGGUUUAGAGCAGAUAAUCCAGGUGUUUGGUUUAUGCAUUGUCAUUUGGAGCUGCAUACUGGGUGGGGAUUAAAAACAGCAUUUGUGGUAGAAGAAGGGCCUGGAUCUGAUCAAUCUAUUCUGCCUCCUCCUAAGGAUCUUCCACCUUGCUAGACAUUUUGAAGCUACAGUAAAAUCUGACAAGCCAGUUGAAGAUGUAAUUAAUCCCCUUAUGCUGCUUCCUGCAAAAGCUGCAGGAUGUUUCUUGAGGACAAAGAUUGACUAAUAAAUGUAAGAUCUGAUCUAUUUGAGACUCAAAUUUAUGUAAUUGUAAGAAAUUCCACAAAUGUAUGAUAUCUGGGAAAUCCCAAUAUUCUUUAAACUCUUA